Messenger RNA from Syzygium oleosum, 1880 nucleotides. Its product is annotated as peroxidase 20. The transcript is spliced from 4 exons. Gene Ontology annotation, molecular function: peroxidase activity; heme binding. Gene Ontology annotation, biological process: hydrogen peroxide catabolic process; response to oxidative stress. Bases 673 to 1731 code for a protein of 352 amino acids. NCBI's taxonomy places the organism in Eukaryota, Viridiplantae, Streptophyta, Magnoliopsida, Myrtales, Myrtaceae. The record is from RefSeq and is a predicted model, not a curated record.
UAAGAGCAGUAAGUCAUAUAUUAUAGCAUGUCUUUUUUGGUACCCUUAUUUUGGAUAUCUGUUAUCUUCAGCUGAGCUCAGGACCAAACUGCAUUGGCGAAACUACAAAUGAAACAAAUAUAAUGUAUGUCACACAAGUGAGAUUGUCAUCCACCUUGAUGUGGUCAGGUUAGUUAGAGGAGUCAGAUCUUAAAUGGGAGUUGCUAUUGCUGGCCAGCAACCUGAUAGUCUAAUGACCCAUUACUUUAGCAUAUAUGGAAUUCCUAAUCUCCAAUGAUAACCACAAGCUUUUAGGCGUGACCUGAUGAUGGCAAAACAGGUUCUUAGCUAAUAUACUGUGGAUUAAUGCAUAGUCUUAGACAUCAGCAAGAACUCUUUCUGGUUUAGACCUGCGUCUCAGGGAGUAAAAUUAGUUAAGAAAGAAAGGAAGACUAAUUAGAUGGAUUCCUUCUAUUUUUUUUAAAGGUGCAUUCCUUGACCAAAGAAAAAAAAGUAGGUGGAUUCAGUUGCAUCAAACUUUGAUUAAGAUCUCCAAGGGAACUGCUUUAAGAUGCGUUGGUUUGAACCCACAUGAAAACAUCAUUGUCACUGUUGCCAGAGCUCUGUACUGCCCGUAGCUAUAGGAUACCUCUGUAACAUUCCCUUUCUGCCACAAAAUCUCUCAGGAGUGAAAUGAGUUUGACUUUAGACUUUGAGAGGUCGUAUUCGUUCGUUUUUCAUCCACCGAGAUCAGUUGCAAUGGGGGUAUUCUUGAGGGUGUUGCUAGUUUUGAGUUUGUUUGGAGUGGGCACUUCCAGUGGUGAUGGGGCUCUUGUUCUUGGCUACUACCAAGAGAAGUGCCCUCUGUUGGAAGAAAUCGUGCGGCAUACUGUCGGGCGCGCAGUGUAUAGAGAUCCCCGAAUGGCGGCCUCUCUGCUACGUCUCCAUUUUCACGACUGUUUCGUCAUGGGCUGCGAUGCAUCAGUGCUUCUAGACAGUUUUGAUGGCAUGGUGAGCGAGAAGCAGGCGUUGCCUAACCUUAACUCCUUGCGUGGGUUCGAGGUGAUUGACGAGAUAAAGUAUAAUCUGGAAGAGGCGUGUCCAUACACAGUCUCCUGCGCCGAUAUUAUAGCCAUUGUUGCUCGAGAUGCAGUCGAGCUGAGAGGAGGGCCCAGGUGGGAAGUGCGGCUAGGCAGGAGAGACUCGCUCAAGGCAAGCUUUGAUGGAGCCAACAAAUUAAUACCUGCUCCAAAUUCCUCCCUUGACACUCUAAUUGAAAACUUUAGUCAACAUGGCCUGGAUGAAGGAGACUUGGUUGCCUUAUCAGGUAGUCACACGAUGGGAAAAGCGCGAUGCCUGAGCUUCAGGCAAGGGAUUUACGAGGAAAGCCCUGAACGACGCUAUGAUCAUUUCCAGAGAUACACCACCUUCUACGACAUCCUACGGUCCAUAUGCCCCGAGACCGGAAGCGACAAUAGAUUAGCACCGCUUGAUCACGUGACGCCUUUCGAGUUCGACAACCACUACUUCCUCAACAUCCUCCAAGGCAGGGGUCUCCUACCAUCUGAUAAUGCCCUCGUCGACGAAGAAGACCAAGAAGGUGUUAUUUUGAGGCAUGUCUGGGCUUACGCUUCGGACAGAGAAGCUUUCUUCCGUGCUUUUGCGAACUCGGUUGUGAAGAUGGGGAACAUCAACGUGCUCACCGAAAGUGAAGGAGAGAUCAGGAGAACAUGCCGAUUCAUCAACACUUAAUUUCCUAGAAAUUUUAGUCUGAUGCUAUAUGCAACUACGCCUGCGGCUUAAUCAUGUCUCCGCUAAAAAUUAGAUUUAGCCAAUGUUCCGCUACAAAGUUGUCGUAGAAGACAUUGAGCGAAUCAAAUGCAAUUAGUCUAAGAUUUUUG